Messenger RNA from Penicillium diatomitis, 1581 nucleotides. Its product is annotated as sugar porter family MFS transporter. Gene Ontology annotation, molecular function: carbohydrate:proton symporter activity. Lineage: Eukaryota; Fungi; Ascomycota; Eurotiomycetes; Eurotiales; Aspergillaceae. The transcript has 7 exons. Gene Ontology annotation, cellular component: membrane. The coding region runs from base 1 to 1581 and encodes 526 amino acids. The record is from RefSeq and is a predicted model, not a curated record. Gene Ontology annotation, biological process: carbohydrate transport; transmembrane transport.
AUGGGAAAGGAUACCUUUACUCUCGCCGGCCGCGAGUGGCCUCGUGUCACUUGGUGGAAGAUGAAGGGCAUGCGUAGUGUCUAUCUGACUCUAUGGGCUGCCAUGAUUACCUCCGCUACCAACGGUUACGAUGGAUCGCUGAUGAACGGUCUUCAGUCGAUGGAUUCCUGGAACGAAUCCUACAACUACCCUACAGGUAGCACUUUGGGUAUUCUUGCUUGCUCCAUGUCAAUUGGUUCCCUUAUUUCGAUUCCAGUGGUGCCAUACGUCGCCGAUCUUCUUGGACGACGUGCUGGUGUGGUCGUGGGAUGCGUGAUCAUGCUUUUCGGUGUCGCCAUGGUCUCCAUUGGCUAUAAGAUUGCCUUAUUCGUCGUUGGUCGAAUGAUUCUCGGCUUCGGUCUCGGAAUUGCUCAGGAAUGCUCUCCUCUUCUCGUCACUGAGUUGGUGCACCCCCAGCACCGUGCGAUCUACUCGUCCAUCUACAACAGUUUGUGGUAUAUUGGAUCCCUCAUUGGAGCUUGUGUUGCUCUGGGAACCAAUCACAUUGGUGGCAGCGCAUGGUCGUGGCGUGUCCCUUGUCUUCUCCAGGCUGUCCCGUCUUUGUGUCAGCUGGUCUUCAUCUGGACCGUCCCUGAGUCGCCGCGUUGGCUCAUCUCCAAGGGACAAUUGGAGAAGGCAAAGAAGAUCUUGGCCGAUGUGCAUGCGCAGGGUGAUCUCGAUGAUGAACUGAUCAACAUUGAAUUUGACGAGAUCCAACAAACAAUUCAAUUGGAGAACGAGUACGAGGGCAACAGCUGGCUCGAGUUCUUUGCUACCCCGGGUAACCGUCAUCGUACGAUCAUUCUGGUCACCAUUGGCUUCUUCUCCCAGUGGUCUGGAAAUGGAAUUAUCUCCUACUUCCUCCCUCAGGUCCUGAAAAUGAUUGGCAUUGGUGACUCUAACACCCAGCUCACCAUCAAUUUGAUCUUGAGCGCAGUGAACGUCGUCUCCGCUACCGGAAUUUGCUUCUUCGUCGAUUACUUUGGUCGUCGUAAGCUGUUCCUGACAUCCAGUUUCAGCAUGCUCGCGUGCUACGUCGCCAUGACCAUUGCCCUGGCUCGCUUCCUCAUUGCAAAGGAAGGUGGCGUGAAGGACAACAGUGCGGCGAACACCGUCAUCGCCUUCAUGUUCCUCUUCUACAUUGCCUACAACAUCGGUUACAGUGGUCUCCUAGUCUCAUAUUCCUCUGAGAUUUUGCCAUACCGUCUCCGCGCCAAGGGUCUCACCAUCAUGUUCUUCUGCGUUGACCUCAGUCUCUGGUUCAACCAAUACGUGAACCCCGUUGCCUUGGACGCCAUCGCAUGGAAGUACUACAUUGUCUACGAUCUCUUCCUGGUCUUCGAGAUCUUCAUCGUCUGGAAGUUCUACGUCGAGACCAAGGAAAUUCCUCUGGAGGAGAUCGUCAGGAAAUUCGAUGGCGAGCGAGCCGUUCUUGGCGGUGCUCUGGCUACCGAGAAGGUUCAGGCGCUUUCUGGCACCGUCGGCCGGUCUGCAAGCGCCGACGGUGGUGAGAAGGCGACCAUUACUCAGCAUGAGCUUUGA